AUGGUCGAGCCAGUGGCGGAUGCGAAGGGGGUGCGGCCCUGGGCCGAGGCAGACCUAGCCCAUUUUCUAAAGUCGGGCAGCGAUUUCGCCAUCGUCAGGCGGCUGCCCUGCCAUGAGAAGCCCCAGGAGGUGGGCCAGGUGCUGCCGCUGGCGGACCUCGAAAAUACCCUUGGGCCCGAGCGGAUCCUAGUCUUGGAUUCGUCCUUCAAUCCACCGACCAAGGCGCACAGACAGAUGGCGAUCGAGGCCGUGGCGCAUUACGGUUCGCACGGGACGCGGCUCCUCCUGCUGCUGUCGGUCAACAACGCCGAUAAGGCGGCCAAGCCGGCGGCGUUCCCGGCACGGUGGGCCAUGAUGGAGCUACUCGCCCGGGACCUGGCCCUCUACUUCUGGGAGCAGCAGGAGCAAGCGGACCGCCAGCGCGCCGCGGGAUGGCCCAAGCAUGAGCUCUCACCCUGGUUCGGCAUCGACAUGGCGCUGACGACGCUCCCCUACUUCCACCAGAAGAGCGAGGCCCUGGCGGCGGCGGAGACCCACACGUUCGUGCCGCGUUGGCCGAACACGGACAGGCGUGCGCAGCAGGUGCUGCUCGUCGGGUUCGACACUCUCACCAGAAUCCUGGACCCCAGGUACUACCCCCCGGGGCGGGUAGCUGAGACGCUGGGGCCCAUGUUCGAACGGGCGACGCUGCGGGUGACGCUGCGGGCGGGCGCGUCGGCUAUCGAUGGGUGGGAACAGCGAAGAUACGUGUCGGCCGUGCGGACGGGCCGGGACUGCAAGUGGACGCAGUGGACGUGGAGAGAAAAGGUCGUGGUGGCUGAAGAGACCCACAGGGCCCUCGGUGCCGAGACCGACAUCAGCAGCACGCGGGCAAGGACGGCGGUCGCAGAACAGAAUUGGGCCCUGCUCGCGACGCUGGUGCCUCCGAAAAUCGCACAAUGGAUCCAAGAGCAAGAACUAUACAGGGAGGAAAGCCAAGGAUCGAGUACGGAGGGGGGUCAGGCAUUGCAUCAUCCGGAGGGUCCAACAUCGCAGGCGGAGGAGACCCGAGCAUCGUACACCGAAGCAGGCCAGGCACCGUAG
Gaeumannomyces tritici R3-111a-1 is the source of this 1083-nucleotide messenger RNA. RefSeq names its product cytidylyltransferase. The transcript has a single exon. The record is from RefSeq and is a predicted model, not a curated record. Gene Ontology annotation, molecular function: ATP hydrolysis activity; nicotinamide-nucleotide adenylyltransferase activity. Bases 1 to 1083 code for a protein of 360 amino acids. NCBI's taxonomy places the organism in Eukaryota, Fungi, Ascomycota, Sordariomycetes, Magnaporthales, Magnaporthaceae. Gene Ontology annotation, cellular component: cytoplasm; nucleus.